AAAUUUUAGUAUAGAUUUCUAUAUUAUCUAAAUAUGAAAGGAACAAAAGGAAGGACUAGCAGAGUAGAGCAACUUAACAAAAUCAAUAGAGUUUUUGAAAAGCUUAGGAAAGAUCGGACCUCUUCAAUGACUAACUCAGGAUCGCAGACAAACUGAAGCUCCAUAAAAUACAAAGUAAAUAAAUCCAAGUUUGGUGAGAGAAGUCUCAGUACUUCUCUGUCUAAAAAGCUAGAGUUUCCCAAAAUCCGUACUCCUGCUCCAAAACUAGAGAAUGUCAUCAGGAGGCUUCAAACGAAGGAGUUCUACAUUAAGCGUAGCGCAUAUGAGAUCCUUGAAGAUGCCCCUAGAAACAUCCAGGAACCAUGCAUGAUUAUAAAGGAUCGUAAGGCUAUCAGGAUGAGGAAUCAUAAAUAAAGUGAUUAAGAACAACCUCAGGUACAAAAAGAAUGAAAUCUUAAAACAAUUCCAUAAUAGAAUGUAUGCGGCAGAACUAGAUAAAUAUGUGAACAAUAAGAUCAGCUUAUUUGCCAAGAGAAAGAAGUUUCAUGAAAAUACGAGCCUCAGUGGGUUAGCUGAUGUGUCCAUGGCCUACCUUGCCCGGACCUAGCACGGUGAACUUCACCAUUGAGAGAGGGUGUUUAUUAUAGUCGAGUAGAAUUCAACCAUUGUUGU
Messenger RNA from Moneuplotes crassus, 672 nucleotides. NCBI's taxonomy places the organism in Eukaryota, Ciliophora, Spirotrichea, Euplotida, Euplotidae. The record is from the annotation of a GenBank genome assembly.